AAAAAAAAAAACCCAAGCGAAGAAUAGCCUAGCCUAGCCUAGGUCAGCCAAGAAACCCUAAGAAAAUUUCUCAUCCCGAGAGACUCCUAAGUUUUUCCUCAGGCGAUUCCUCGCCUUCUGUUGUUCAGCUGGGACAUUAUUAUCGCUAAAAAAAAAAAAAACCAAAAAAAAAAAAAAAAAAAAAAAAAAAAAUAACCCAACGUGCUCAGCAAUGGCAGCGUCGCGUGCUCCUCUUAUCGACGGAAUCGAACGGUACUCCUAUAUUUUAUGUGCGUAAAACAAAAAAGUCAAAUCGCCCCGACAAGCAUCUUGGCGAAAGGCAUUCUGUAUAUUUGGUCUCCUCCUCUCUAUGGGGAUCUGGUGGAUUUCUCAGAUGGUGAAAUAGGGUUUCUCUUCUCUUCAUGUCUAGUGCUGGUUGUGCUCCGUUCAACUAAUCGAUUUAGGCAUGGCUGCGUGCAGUCCAUUCCAAGAGUUCUCCUCCGGAAAGCCGCUCUUCAUGGCGGUCUAUGUAACAGUCUUUGUUGGAGUCCUCUUUUCCACCCUCUUCAUCGUCUCCUCCCUCUACUCUGCGUCCAACAGCGACAACAAAAAAUCACUGUUCACCGUUGGAUCGUGGCUCUCCCCAUCGUCUUCCCUCCCUCGACCUCAGGUAGAUGUUAUCGGCCUUCAGAACCAAUCUACCAGUGUCAAUAUAUCUUCUGAUGCUACUGUAGAAAACUUCCUGACAAGAGCUAUAUGGGAUCUGCCUUCUCCAGAUUCGAAGAUUCCGGAAUUAGCGUCCUUCAGGCUCACCAGGGAGAUGGUGGGAUAUCGGGCUAAAGAUAAUGUUAUAAUUGUAACAUUUGGGAACUAUGCUUUCAUGGACUUUAUCUUAAAUUGGGUGAGGCAUCUGACAGAUCUGAAUGUCUUCAACCUUCUUGUAGGUGCAAUGGAUACCAAGCUGUUGGUUGCUUUGUAUUGGAAAGGUGUGCCUGUUUUCGACAUGGGCAGUAAUAUGAAUACAAUUGAUGUUGGUUGGGGGUCACCAACAUUUCAUAAAAUGGGAAGAGAAAAGGUUUUUUUGAUAAACGCACUUUUGCCUUUUGGCUACGAGUUGCUAGUGUGCGAUACUGAUAUGGUUUGGUUAAAGAAUCCACUUCCAUAUCUUGCCCGUUUCCCUGAAGCAGAUCUCUUGACUUCAAGUGAUCAAGUUAUACCUACCGUCACUGAUGACAGCCUAGAAGUAUGGCAACAAGGUGUGAUUUCUUGCUUAUUAACAACUGUCAGCGUAUGCCCAGGCAUUUUGACAUACUGCAGUUUCUUGUAUUUUAUAUUGCAGUAUCAUCUGUUCCUUUUUGUGUCAUUUGGACACAUUUUUGAUCCAUUAGUAUCACCUUGCACUGAUGGUUUAGUCAACAUUAUAAGUUGUAUUAGUUGUCUCCUUCGUCACCUCAAGUACCCUAGAAAUUGAGUUGUGCUGCAGAAA
Messenger RNA from Dendrobium catenatum, 1465 nucleotides. Its product is annotated as arabinosyltransferase XEG113-like. The transcript has 4 exons. The coding region runs from base 446 to 1450 and encodes 334 amino acids. Gene Ontology annotation, molecular function: arabinosyltransferase activity. The record is from RefSeq and is a predicted model, not a curated record. Lineage: Eukaryota; Viridiplantae; Streptophyta; Magnoliopsida; Asparagales; Orchidaceae. Gene Ontology annotation, biological process: cell wall pectin biosynthetic process. Gene Ontology annotation, cellular component: Golgi apparatus.